This is a messenger RNA of Echinostoma caproni, 474 nucleotides long. The record is from the annotation of a GenBank genome assembly. NCBI's taxonomy places the organism in Eukaryota, Metazoa, Platyhelminthes, Trematoda, Plagiorchiida, Echinostomatidae.
AUGGUUUCCGACAAAAGGGAAUUGCGCCAAUCAUACAACGUGCAUCGAGAUUCGUUUGAGGACAUUGUGCUACUGAACUGUGGUGCAAACUUCGAUGUGGUGGAAGCUCUAGAACCCCCACAGAAUGCUAUUUUCUACGUUUGUGACAGGUAUGCGAUUGUCGGUCAGACAUCUCAAUUACUCACUCAUUCGAUCAACCGAGAGCAUUAUGUUGAUCAGCUGGACUAUCUCCAGAGUCACGUGAGUCGUCUGGGACACGCAGUUCAAACACACUCAGCUACCAGUGUUGUUGAAGAAAGCAAGGCCAAAAUUGAAAUAGUUUUUGAAGAUGAACUGGCUCUUUGGCUAUAUAAACAUUGGAGCUUGAAAGAAACAAUGGAAACAAGCAUGCUAACGGCAUCACGAUUUAAGCUGUUCACUGAAGGCGGUCAAAAACGCCUGUUGGAAUUUUUGGUUCACAUCGGGUAUGGUUAA